This is a messenger RNA of Truncatella angustata, 1680 nucleotides long. Its product is annotated as CoA-transferase family III domain-containing protein. The record is from RefSeq and is a predicted model, not a curated record. The transcript has 3 exons. Lineage: Eukaryota; Fungi; Ascomycota; Sordariomycetes; Amphisphaeriales; Sporocadaceae. Gene Ontology annotation, molecular function: catalytic activity. The coding region runs from base 1 to 1680 and encodes 559 amino acids.
AUGGGGAGUCAAUCGCAAUACAGCUCGAUCGAGGAGACCUCGCGUAUCCUUGAUCUGCUUUGCAAUUUGUUUGACACUGUAGAACUACCGACAGAGGUACGGGAGAUCGCCAAGAACGUUGUGUUUACUGCACAGCGUGACGCUCCUUACUUUCCCAUUCCGUUCAAAGAAACAGAGACAACAGCGGCGCUAAAGGCAAUCGAGGGCUCUGUCGUGAGCCUGUUGGCUGGCUUGCAAGAUGGUCUUAGCAAGGAUAGGAAGGUGACAGUGAACUUGGAGAAAACCACUGCUUUCCUCAUCCAGGCCUAUCUGGCAACGGUCGGAGGUUUGGGCAAGCUUGAUAAGAACGUACGCUCACUAUUAAAAGACACCGACCUUCUGAAAGCUCAGUCUGAUCCAUAUCGGCGCAUGUCAGCCAAUUUGUACAAGACAGCUACGCCCGGAGAGUUUUACCAUAUUCACGGCUCUCUCGAGGCCUCUACAACACUCGGAUUUCUUGGACUGGAACCAUUCCGCCCGGACCUCGAUACACAUGAGAAGAUCGUGGAUGCCAUCGAAACAGCUGUCAAAAAGUUUACCCCUGACGAACUCGAGGAACUCAACGCCAAAUACAGGCAAGCCGGCGUGAAGGCAUUGAAGCAUGAUGAAUUCCUCCAGACACAACAUGGCCAAGUAAACAGCAAACUCCCACCAUGGGCUGUCACGUCCCUAGAAGACCAGACCCCUAAAUACGGCUUGCCAGCAUCCGAUCCUAAACGUCUGUUAUCUGGAGUGAAGGUGCUUGAGCUUUGCAGGAUCAUUGCAGGCCCUGUAGUCACAAGGAUUCUUGGCGAAUAUGGCGCCGAUGUCCUCAAGAUUACUAGUCCAAGUCUGAGUGAUGUUCCUUUCUUCCAAGUUGACGGUAAUAUGGGUAAGCACGCUGCUGAAUUGGAUCUUAAAUCCACAGAAGGACGAAAACGUUUCGAAGAGCUGGUGGCUGAGGCUGAUGUUGUCGUUGAUGGAUACCGACCCGAUGCGAUUGAGAAGCUUGGCUACGGACCAAAGUUCCUCUCGGAGCUAGCCACAAAGAGGGGCAAAGGUUUCGUCUACGUUAAUGUCAACUGCUUCGGUUAUCAAGGCGAGUGGGCACACCGGCCGGGUUGGCAGCAGAUUGCAGACUGCGUUAGUGGUGUCGCCUGGGAACAAGGCAAAUUUGUGGGAUUGGACGAGCCUAUGGUACCACCUUUCCCUAUUUCAGAUUAUGGAACCGGUUGCAUUGGCGCCAUCACGGCACUGAUCGGUCUAUACCACCGCGCCACGAGAGGUGGGUCAUGGCACGGAAAGGCAUCUCUUUUGCAGUAUGAUCUGCUUCUAUUCAAAGCCGGUUUACUACCCGAGGAAGUCCAAAACUCACUGCGCACUUGGGUCGGUCCUGAUUUCCUCAGCCUUGAUCACGCAAACAGCGUGGAUCAGAUCUCUGGAACCGCUCUGAGAAAAAUGAGAGAGGUCUUCCCGGAGUUCACGUUGAACAAGAAAUACCUGGACCACUGGUAUGCGGAAGCAUAUAAGCAUGACGUGGAGGUGGUGUUGCCUGUCGUGGAUAUAGAAGGUCUUGAUAUCAGUUUCAAGAGAGCAAGCAGGCCGAACGGAUCGGAUCAGCCAACGUGGGAUUUUGGUGUCGACGGAGAUUACAGGAAGUGA